UCGAGCUGUAAAUCCUCCGCAUCGCUCGACUCCUCCGCACUCGUCCUCAUCUCUCAUCCUUUCAGUCGCCCCCUCGUAUUCACCAUGGCGAUCCUCCUCCUCCUAACCGUCCUAUCAAUCCUCGCCCCAAUCACCUAUGCCACCCACAACCUAUACUUCCACCCCCUCGCCCACCACCCAGGGCCACUCCUCUGGCGGGCCUUCCGCCUCCCCUUCACCCUGUCCAUGAUACGCGGCGAACUACCGCAUCGCAUCCGCGCCCUGCACGAACAAUACGGCGACGUGGUCCGGGUCGCCCCGAACGAACUCUCCUUCAUCGACCCUGCCGCCUGGCGAGACAUCUACACCCGAGGCCGCGACUUCGUCCGCCCCGACGAAUACAAGGACCAGCCGCCUGGCAAGACCGCCGAGAACCUGAUCGCCUGCUCGGAGGCGAAGCACGCGCAGUUCCGCAAGAUCCUGGCGCCGGGGUUCUCGGAGCGGUAUGCGGCGGAGCAGGAGCCGUAUGUGCAGUCUUAUAUUGACCAGUUGUGUGAGCGGUUGGAUGAGCGGGCUGAUGUCGAUGUCGUCGAGUGGAUUAAUUAUGUCGCGUUUGAUAUCAUUGGGGAUUUGACGUGGGGGUCGUCGUUUGGGUGUUUGGAUGGGUUGGCGUAUCAUCCGUGGAUUCAGACGGUGAGUCAGUUCAAGGCGGCGAUUAUUGUGGGCGCGCUGAAGUUCUAUCCGCUGGUUUAUGCGUUCUUGAUGGCGAUUACGCCGGCGUCGGCGCUGAGUGAGGUCAUGCAGAUGUGGAAGGUGACGGAGGAGAAGGUGCGGCGGCGGGUGGCGAGCGGGGAGACGCGGCCUGAUUUGGUGGGCACGAUGAUGCAGAGUAGUAAGGAGGGUGAGGGCAUGACGGGGGAGGAGAUGGAGGUGAAUGCGAUGAUGAUCGUGGCGGCGGGGAGCGAGUCGAUCACGACUGUCUUGACGGGCGUGAUUAACCACCUGCUCCGGAACCCGAGGGUGCAUCAGACUUUGGUGGAUAUUCUUCGGGGCACGUUCUCUUCGUCAGAGGAUAUUACUGCCUCGUCGUUGAAGAAUGUCCCGUACCUGAAUGCGGUGCUCAACGAGGGAAUGAGGCUAUGUCCGACGAUCCCGGACGCUAUGCGCCGAAGUGUUCCAGCAGGAGGAGCCACGAUUGCAGGCCGGUUCGUGCCCGGGGGAAUGGUUGUUUCUGUUCCGCCGUGGGCGACAUAUCGCACCUCUCGCAAUUUCACUCGUCCGAAUGAGUUUGCGCCGGAACGGUGGCUGGAUGAUGUUGCGUUCAAGAAUGACGUGAAGACGGCCUUUAACCCUUUCUCGCUGGGUCCUCAUAACUGUCCGGGUCAGAACCUUGCCUGGCUGGAGCUUCGGUUGAUUCUUGCAAAUUUGCUCUGGAGAUAUGAUAUUUACACGCCGCCGGGGGUGGAACUGCCCGAAUGGGAGUCCCAGGGGAUCUGGUGGUUCUGGGAUAAGAAGCCGACAAUGGUACGGUUCAGCCGGUUCAGGUAGAUCUACUUAUUAUUCAGGGGAGGGGUCUUGUUAUGGCUGUUCCAUAUCAAUCAGCCAAGACACCUCAAUUCUUUUGGCGCUGGCUCGAGACAAGUCUCAGGACUUAAGUCGGCUCCCGCUCUGCAUAAAAUGUUGACUGCGCAGCUAUCUUCAGACGUGUAAAUAGCAUAGACCAUCCAAAUCAGAAAUCGUUGACCCUCUGCGGUCUGUCUUGCGGC
Aspergillus steynii IBT 23096 is the source of this 1745-nucleotide messenger RNA. RefSeq names its product cytochrome P450. Bases 85 to 1527 code for a protein of 480 amino acids. NCBI's taxonomy places the organism in Eukaryota, Fungi, Ascomycota, Eurotiomycetes, Eurotiales, Aspergillaceae. Gene Ontology annotation, molecular function: oxidoreductase activity, acting on paired donors, with incorporation or reduction of molecular oxygen; iron ion binding; monooxygenase activity. The record is from RefSeq and is a predicted model, not a curated record. The transcript is spliced from 2 exons.